Molecule: messenger RNA, 726 nt
Organism: Dama dama (fallow deer)
Lineage: Eukaryota; Metazoa; Chordata; Mammalia; Artiodactyla; Cervidae
Gene: NDUFB8
Product: NADH:ubiquinone oxidoreductase subunit B8
Exons: 5
Coding region: 75-635 (186 amino acids)
Biological process (GO): mitochondrial electron transport, NADH to ubiquinone
Cellular component (GO): mitochondrion
Source: RefSeq, a predicted model, not a curated record
CCGCGUUUGGCCCGGCUCAGGCGCCGUGACAAAGUCUUUGCGCAUGUGCGGGGUGAAACGGGAAGAAGGUGAAGAUGGCGGCGGCCAGGGCGGGGGUCCUGGGAGUCCGGUGGCUGCAAAAGGCAGCCCGAAACAUGGUGCCGAUGGGUGCACGGACAGCCUCCCACAUUACCAAGGACAUGCUCCCGGGACCCUAUCCCAAGACCCCAGAAGAACGGGCUGCUGCCGCCAAGAAGUAUAAUAUGCGGGUGGAAGACUACGAGCCGUACCCAGAUGAUGGCAUGGGGUAUGGUGACUAUCCGAAACUGCCUGACCGCUCACAGCAGGAGAGGGAUCCAUGGUAUGACUGGGACCACCCAGACCUGCGGUUGAACUGGGGUGAACCGAUGCACUGGGACCUGGACAUGUAUAUCAGGAACCGUGUGGACACGUCCCCGACUGCUGUUAAUUGGAACCUCAUGUGUAAGCACCUCUUCGGGUUCGUCGCCUUCAUGCUGUUCAUGUUUUGGGUAGGGGAGACUUACCCCGCCUACCAGCCUGUGGGGCCAAAGCAGUAUCCUUACAAUAAUCUGUAUCUGGAACGAGGUGGUGAUCCCAACAAAGAACCUGAGCCAGUGGUUCACUAUGAGAUCUGAGGAGGCUUCGUGAGCUUUGUGUUCCUUAGCUGACUCCUUCAACUGGAGAAAUUUAACUUUAAUGAAACCCGUAAUAAAACUUAGUGCUGUG